AUGUCCGCUCCGCCGUUGAAGGGGAUCAAGGUCAUCGAGCUAGCUGGCCUAGCUCCAGGCCCAUUCGCUGGUCUCCUAUUAGCCGACUAUGGCGCGUCCGUUCUACGCGUCGACCGCCCAAAAGCUGUCAGCACGGAUAAUCUGACCAGACAUAAGAGUUCAAUUACAAUUGACCUACAUGAGGCGAAAUCACGGAACGUUCUCAUCCGUUUGCUCACUGCAACUGACGUCCUGAUCGACCCAUUCCGCCCGGGUGUCCUCGAGCGCCUCGGUCUUUCACCGACGGAGGUCCUUCUCAAGCAUAACCCAAGGCUCAUCGUCGCCCGUAUGACGGGGUUCCGACGCGAUGGAAAAUACAAGGACAUGGCAGGUCACGACAUCAACUACAUUGCUGUUUCAGGCGUCUUGUCUAUGCUCGGACGAGCUGGAGACAAGCCUUAUGCGCCGGGUAACAUUCUCGGUGAUUUCGCUGGCGGUGGUGCCAUCUGUUUCUUAGGAAUUUUGAUGGCACUCAUCGCGCGCUCCAGCACCGGUCGUGGACAAGUCGUCGAAGCCAACAUGGUUGAUGGAUCAGCAUACCUAGCGACUUUCCCUCGAUUGGCGCAAAAAACUCCAGCAUGGAAUGGUCCCCGAGGAGAGAACCUCUUAGACAGUGGAUGUCCCUACUACGAUACCUACGAGACCAAGGAUAUAGGAAGAUACUUCGCCGUUGGAGCCCUGGAGCCACAGUUCUACGCGGCAUUGUUGCACGGAUUAGAACUUGAUCCACAAUCGAUACCGAAGCGUGAAGAUCGGGAGAAUUGGCCUGCCCUUCGCGACAUCUUUACCCGUCGUUUCAAGGAGAAGACUCGUGCCGAGUGGGAAGCAGUCUUUGACGGUACCGAUGCCUGUGCCACGCCUGUGCUUGAGAAUGUGGAGCUUGAGGCUUCGGGAUACGAGCAACGUCCAGUCGUUCACUUAUCCCGCACACCCGCUCUCCCCAUGAAAGCAGAUGAUGGUGCAUGGUCCGGUGGUGGGCUCAUGCCCGGCGCCGGCGGUGAGGAAACCCUUCGAGCAUGGAUGGGCUGGGAACCUAACAAGGACUUCCUGGUCCGGAAAGACGGAGCGUUAGUAUCCACACAGGGACGAGUGAAGCUGUGA
Molecule: messenger RNA, 1140 nt
Organism: Penicillium maclennaniae
Lineage: Eukaryota; Fungi; Ascomycota; Eurotiomycetes; Eurotiales; Aspergillaceae
Product: CaiB/BaiF CoA transferase family protein
Exons: 2
Coding region: 1-1140 (379 amino acids)
Molecular function (GO): catalytic activity
Source: RefSeq, a predicted model, not a curated record